Molecule: messenger RNA, 5402 nt
Organism: Choloepus didactylus (southern two-toed sloth)
Lineage: Eukaryota; Metazoa; Chordata; Mammalia; Pilosa; Megalonychidae
Gene: PTPRN2
Product: protein tyrosine phosphatase receptor type N2
Exons: 23
Coding region: 234-3389 (1051 amino acids)
Biological process (GO): protein dephosphorylation
Cellular component (GO): secretory granule
Molecular function (GO): protein tyrosine phosphatase activity
Source: RefSeq, a predicted model, not a curated record
GUUGAAGCGCCGGGGCUCGGGCGCCGCUGCAGGAGCGCGGAGAGAGGCGCCGGGCCGGAAGGCGCCGGCGGCCGCGCGCCCCUCCGUCCUUCCUUCCUCUCCCCGCCGCCUCCCCGGGGCCGCCGCCCGCGCUUCUCGGCUGCCUCCCGGGCGCAGCCAUGGACUGAGCGCCGCCCGCCGGAGCCCGAGCCGAGCCGAGUCGGAGCGCGCCCGCCUGGGAUGGGCCCGCGGUGAUGGGGUCGCCCCUGCGCGCCGUGGCCCGGCCGCCGCCGCUGCUGCUCCUGCUGCUGCUGCUGUCGCCGGCCGCGCUCGCCGUCCCCGUGCCGGUCGCCGCCCGCGGCCGUCAGCUCCCGGGGCGCUUCGGCUGCUUAUUUGAGGAUGACCUUUGCAGAUCGUCUGAGAUCUGUGUGAACGAUGGGGUGUUUGGAAGGUGCCAGAGGAUUCCGGUGAUAGAUGCGUACCAAUAUGAAGUUUCGUCGGUUGUUCUGCAGCAUCUGAGAGCCACUUUGCAGAAGCUGUCCCGCGCAGGUUUCACAUGGCAGGAUGACUAUACCCAGCGUGUGAUGGCCCAGGAAUUUUCAAACCUCCCCAAAACCUACCCACGGCAUCCUGAAACUUCUUCAAGGGAGAAGUCCAACCCAGCCAGGACCUCUAAACAGAAUGUUGGCAACGAGAGGAGGUUCAGCCUGGAGAACGACGUUACCUUGACCAAGACUCUUCAACAAUACCUUCCUUACCUGGGGAUUCUGUCCCAGGCCACAGUUUCAAAUGUGUACCCCAGGAUGAAGAGUGACAAAUCACCAACUAAGAGUGAUGGCCCCUUCCCAGAGAGCAUCCUGACCUACGUGGCGCAGACGUCCAAGGGCAGUAGUUCCGCUCUGACUUAUCCUCCCAUGUCCCGGGCAAGCUAUCCCGAGGAUCUUCGGCUGCAGACUCUCAGCCAGCUCCAGCUUGACGAGCUCAGCCCCAAGGUGGACAACGGUCUGGACAAACAGAACCUGAUCGCGGCUCUCAGCGCUUACGCGGCUCAGAAACCCCCGGCGCCGAGCCUGGGUCGGGGCUCCGCGCUCCUAGCGGGCGCGGACGAGGAGGCGCCCCCCGGAGAGGACGCCCCGGGUGCGCUGUACCUUCUGCGGGCCCGUCUGAGAGCCCUGGAGCCGGUUUCCGCGCCCGCCGCCCUCCAGACCUGGCCGUCUGCUCCGCUAGAUCCCAGAGACCCUCUCGGCACUGGCGAUGAAGCAUUUAUUAAGAAUCUCCUGAAGGACCUGAGAAAGCACCAGGUCAAUGUGGACAACCUGAGUCCCCUGGAACUGGAUGAGAUGGCUAACGUGAUCGUUAAUGUCCUGCACGGUGUGGAGACAGAAGAUCAGGAAAGUACCGGAAGAGAAGCUGAAGGAAAACCCAGAGAAGAGGCAGACAGCUCAGAAGCAGCACACUACGACAAUGACAAGAAGGGCGAAGACAGUUUGCAAGAUAACAGAGUACAAGAAGAUGAUGAUAAAGUUUAUGAAGAGAUAAAACGCUUAAAUGUCAAACUCGGGGACCUCUUGAAGGAGCCCGGAUCUCAGAACAUGCCUGAAGCUGUCCGUCUUGCAAAGUCCUUUAAAACAGAGAUUAAGAAAUCGGAGGAUUCUGAAUCAUCAAUGUCUUCAGAAGAAGAGAAUGCUGGGGUUGAAAACGUAAAGAGUCAGACUUACUCCAAAGAGGUAUUCGAUAAGAUGCCAAAUUCUGAGUCCAGUGUGGAUGGGUUUGUGGAUGACCAAAACUGGAUUCAAGGGGCUUUGAACCAAGAUGCAAACCUUCAAGCAGGAGCUGGGAAACACCCAGGCGAGGGCCUACAAUUACAAGUUAAGUCUUCUGAUGAAGAGGAAUACGGCUACAUUGUGACAGAAAAUAACCCUCUGAGCCCGGAAAAGGGAAAGAAGUUGAUAGAGGACAUAGCGCAUCUACUGAAGGUGCCGACAAGCACCUUUGCAGACGUCACUGUCCUGGGACCUGCAGUGACCUUCAAAGUGAGCUCCAGUGUCCAAAAUGUGACAACUGCAGAUGUUGCUAAGGCAGCAGUUGACAACAAAGACGAGCUUGAAAAAACUUCUGGAGUGAAAAUUCUUCAAACUGGAAUUGGGUCGAAAAGCAAAGUAAAGCUUCUGCCUCAUCAGGUGGAGCAAGAAGACUCAACCAAGUUCAUUGUUCUCACCCUAAUCUCCAUUGCAUGCAUCAUUGGGGUCCUCCUGGCUUCAGGAAUCAUCUACUGCCUACGCCACAGCUCUCACUACAAGCUGAAGGAGAAGCUCUCGGGACUAGGGGGUGACCCAGGCUCAGAUGCCACUGCUGCAUAUCAGGAGUUGUGCCGGCAGCGCAUGGCUGUCAGGUCCUCCGACCGCCCGGAGCCCCUGCACACGUCCCGCGUCAACAGUGUCUCCUCACAGUUCAGCGAUGGACCCAUGCCCAGCCCUUCGGCCCGGAGCAGCACCUCAUCCUGGUCCGAGGAGCCGGUCCAGUCCAACAUGGACAUCUCCACAGGUCACAUGAUCCUGUCCUACAUGGAAGACCACUUGAAGAACAAGAAUCGACUGGAGAAAGAGUGGGAGGCGCUGUGUGCCUACCAGGCAGAGCCCAACAGCUCCCUCGUGGCCCAGAGGGAAGAGAACUUGCAGAAGAACCGCUCCUUGGCUGUGCUGACAUAUGAUCACUCCAGAAUACUGCUGAAAUUGGAAAAUAGCCACAGCAACUCGGACUAUAUCAACGCAAGCCCCAUUCUGGAUCACGACCCUAGGAAUCCUGCAUAUAUUGCAACCCAAGGACCUCUUCCAGCCACGGUGGCUGACUUCUGGCAGAUGGUCUGGGAGAGUGGCUGUGUGGUUAUUGUCAUGCUGACACCCCUCACGGAGAACGGAGUCAAACAGUGCUACCACUACUGGCCAGACGAAGGCUCCAACCUUUACCACAUCUAUGAGGUGAAUCUGGUCUCUGAGCAUAUCUGGUGUGAGGAUUUCCUGGUCAGAAGCUUUUAUCUGAAGAAUCUUCAAACUAAUGAGACUCGAACCGUGACCCAGUUCCAUUUCCUUAGUUGGUAUGACCAGGGAGUUCCAUCCUCCACAAGGUCUCUUCUGGAUUUCCGCAGAAAAGUAAACAAGUGCUACAGGGGCCGUUCUUGUCCAAUAAUUGUUCACUGCAGUGAUGGCGCUGGAAGAAGCGGCACCUACGUGCUGAUUGACAUGGUUCUCAAUAAGAUGGCCAAAGGUGCUAAAGAGAUUGAUAUUGCCGCGACCCUGGAGCACUUGAGGGACCAGAGACCAGGCAUGGUCCAGACAAAGGAGCAGUUUGAGUUUGCGCUGACGGCAGUGGCUGAGGAAGUGAAUGCAAUACUCAAGGCCCUUCCGCAAUGAUUGUCAUAUUUACCCGAAGCUUUCUGGGAGUCCUCCCCAAUCCCCUUGAAUGUUGUUGGAAACCAUGAUAUGACUUUAAUUGUGUGUCUUCUAUUGUAACUGCAUAGUAAUAGGGUCUUUAAAACUCCUGUAGUCAGUACAGUUUAGCAGUUAAAAUGUGUAUUUUUGUUCAACCAAAUAACAAUAAAGAAAGAUUUGUGGAAACAUCCAAUUAUGGGGGGAAUCAGUUCAUCUAAUUAUUUUUACUUUCUUGAAAAAAAAAUUACUUUUCCAUAAAGCACACAUUCACAUUCUUAAUUGCAAAUAAUGUUGUAUGCGUGAUGCAGUAAUUAGUACAUUCAAAAUGGUCUCCAGGAAGUGUUUGCUUGUAAUCUGUAACUUUCUGCAGGAUGAAUCAGCUGUGGAGGGAGGGGACCGAAGAAAGAAAACUGGCAAGGCAAUAAACAUAGGCUCCCAGGUGUAGAAAUCACAUCUGGCAUUUGUCUUUAAAAUGAUUUAUCAUCAAGAGAAACCACUGACUUAAUCAGGAGUUAGAAGACAGAACCAUUAACACUCCACAGCUUUGGGCAAAUAAUGUACGAAAAUGGUCACACCACCUCUGUUCUACUCAAGUACGGGCUAUUUGAUGUAUUCCCCCGAGCAUGUGGACUGCCCAUGUCAACCACACAUUUCACCCUUCCACAGCGGGUUCCUCUUGUGGGCAAAUGUUCUCCCACCCCGUGGACAGUGCAGCAGUGUGUGAUGUCCAGAGCCCAGGUGCAUUUUCAGGACAUCUCCACCUUUGUGUUGCAAAGUUAUAGAUUAGCCCAACCUUGAGGCACAUUUUUUUUUAACUUUAAAAUAUUGACUUGCACAUUGCAAAAGCAGUUUCUACCUGGCAAUCACUUUCCUAUGAGAUAACCAAAAUUAGGAAGACCAAACCAAGGCAUUUAACAAGUGCUGAGGUUUCCCAAGAGCAGGUAAGCUCCCAUGGGACAUAUCUGGCCUCCUCCCAAAGAAUGUUUCUGGCCCUGCUGGCAUCCUACAAAAGACCUAUGGAUAUUUUCACUCAUUUCCUGGAAAGAAGGAAACACGGGAAGAGCUACACUUUUUGCCGUUAUCUAUGUGAGGUCAUAGCAACCGGGAGAAGAGUAAAAAAAUACAGUUAGUCAACCUGCUGCUUCUUAGAUGUCAAGAAUCUUAGACUGACUGAAGUGCUUUCUUCACUUACAUUAACCAGUGGUUUUGACAUCAUGUAAAUAUAGGCAUGGACCUACAUGCUUAUAGAGAUGAUUUGGAUUUGCCAAAAUAAUGUUUAAGCACCAGAUUUACCACCACCCAAAAAUAGAAAAAUUCAUUUUACUAAACUCGAAAUAAUAACAUCUAAGAAGGCAUGGGGGUUUAUUCUCUGUAUGUUGCAGAUUUCACUUGUAGGGUUAAUUAUAAAAAGAUAUUUCCAGUAGCUUUUCCAUCUUGCUGUAUUCUACAUCAUCCUUUACAUUUUAAAUAGAUACUACAAUUCAAAAAGCAGUAAAAUGGGGGAAAAGAUGCCAAAAUAAUGUUUAUGUCUUUAAAUGGUAUUGUAAUGUAUAUCUGCUUUAAUAUACCUACCAUUUAUUUUCCAAAAUUGUUUCUCUCUAACUGGAAUUUAAAUAAUUAAUAGAGACUAAUUUAUCUGAAUAUAGGAAGCAUAUAUUUACUUGUAAUUUCUAACUUCUUAUGUUUUAAAAGAAAUCCUCCAGUAUGAGAUAUAUACAUAGAAAUGCAUAUAUAUAUUUAAUUGUGUCAUAUUGAACUUUUGUUUUUUAUUUGAAUGGUCUUUAUUUGGGAAUGAGAGGACAACAUUUUUCUAUCCAUCUUUUUUUUUCCUGAAGGUAUUAAACAUUUAGAUUGCUAAAACAAAGAGUGAGCAUUUCUUAGAACUCUGUAUGGCAUUGCUAUUUUACUUGCUGAGUUAGAUAUGUACUAAAGUCCAGAAUGUCACUGAGAUUUUAUUUUUAGAAAAGUGAUUAAAAAUCAUAAUGAAAAGCUUCA